Eutrema salsugineum is the source of this 2167-nucleotide messenger RNA. RefSeq names its product ABC transporter B family member 29, chloroplastic. Bases 31 to 1932 code for a protein of 633 amino acids. Gene Ontology annotation, cellular component: membrane. The record is from RefSeq and is a predicted model, not a curated record. Lineage: Eukaryota; Viridiplantae; Streptophyta; Magnoliopsida; Brassicales; Brassicaceae. Gene Ontology annotation, biological process: transmembrane transport. The transcript has 10 exons. Gene Ontology annotation, molecular function: ATP binding; ATP hydrolysis activity; ABC-type transporter activity.
UUUGAUUCGAUUCCAUUUUGUUAAGGAGAAAUGCCAUUUCUCCUCCGUCCAGCGACGUCGUGUCUCCUCUUUCCGCCGCCGCCAUUUCGCCGACGGAGCUCAUCUCUCUUUCUCAAAGAUCCAAUCCAACCGUCGCCGAGGCCUCUGAGCUCCGGAAGAUCCUCCGUUUUGCUUAUUCGGGCCAACACAAGCGUCAAUUCGCUAAAACCCUUCGAAAAUGUUAAACCCUAUCUACAAUCGGAAUCUAGAAACAUCCUCGCUGGCUGGCUCUGCAGCUUGGUCUCUGUUGUCUCGCUUUCUCAGAUUAUCCCCAGGAUCGGCUCCUUCACCUCCAACCUAAACGCAAACGCCGCGAGCCCUAUGAAGCUCAGAGACGCGGGUCUCGUGCUGGCGGCUCUGUUUCUGGCUAGGGUCGUCGCUGGUUAUCUGCAGCAAGCGUAUCUUUGGGAGGCUGCGUUGAAUUCGGUUUAUAGGAUUCGGGUUUUCGCGUAUCAGAGGGUUUUGGAGAGAGAACUUGAGUUCUUCGAAGGUGGGAAUGGGAUUUCAUCAGGAGAUAUUGCUUACCGUAUCACUGCCGAAGCUUCUGAAGUGGCUGAUACUGUCUAUGCUCUUCUCAACACGGUGGUGCCCAGUGCUUUUCAGAUAUCUGCAAUGGCGACACAUAUGUUAGUUGCGAGUCCUGUUUUGACACUAGUCUCUGCAAUGGUGAUCCCAUCUGUUGCGCUCGUCAUAGCUUUUCUUGGUGACCGGCUUCGCAAGAUAUCCAGAAAGGCUCAGAUUGCCUCUGCUUCACUUUCUUCCUACUUAAAUGAGGUUCUUCCUGCAAUCUUGUUUGUGAAGGCUAAUAACGCAGAGAUCUCUGAGACUGUGAGGUUUCAGAGAUUUGCUCGUGCUGAUCUAUCUGAACGUUUUAAGAAGAAAAAAAUGAAGUCACUUAUCCCUCAGAUUGUUCAAGUUAUUUAUCUCGGAUCAUUGUCCGUGUUCUGUGUUGGAGCGGUGACACUUGCAGGCUCUUCUUUAAGCUCUAGUGCGAUUGUGUCCUUUAUGACAUCAUUAGCUUUCUUGAUCGAGCCUGUCCAGGAUCUGGGAAAAGCUUAUAAUGAACUGAAACAAGGAGAACCAGCGAUAGAACGUUUGUUUGAUUUAACCUCCUUAAAAUCCAAGGUGAUCGAGAGAGCUGAAGCCAUUCGAUUGGAAAAGGUUGCAGGCGAAGUUGAAUUAUGCGAUAUUUCGUUUAAAUAUGGGGAAGAGAUGCUUCCUGUUUUAGAUGGGUUGAAUCUUCAUAUUAAAGCAGGAGAGACUAUAGCUCUUGUUGGGCCAUCUGGAGGAGGAAAGACAACAUUGAUCAAAUUGCUUCUCCGCCUUUACGAGCCUUCAUCUGGCUCUAUCUCCAUCGACAAAAAUGACAUCAAGGAUAUCAAACUGGAAAGUUUGAGGCAGCAUGUUGGUCUGGUUUCACAGGACAUAACUCUUUUUACAGGGACAGUUGCUGAGAAUAUUGGGUACAGAGAUCUCACGACAGGAAUUAACAUGAAGAGAGUUGAGGUUGCUGCAAAAACUGCAAAUGCUGAUGAAUUUAUCAGAAAUCUACCAGAGGGAUACAACACCGGAAUCGGUCCCAGAGGUUCAAGCUUAAGCGGAGGCCAGAGACAAAGACUAGCUAUCGCAAGAGCACUCUAUCAGAACUCAUCCAUACUGAUUUUGGAUGAAGCAACAUCAGCAUUGGAUAGUAUGUCAGAGUUAUUAGUCAGACAAGCUCUUGAACGUGUAAUGGAAGACCAUACGGUAAUUGUGAUUGCACAUAGACUGGAGACAGUUUUGAUGGCACAGAGAGUGUUCUUGUUAGAGAAGGGAAAGGUGAAGGAGCUAAGUCGCUCUUCUCUGUUAAAUACUCACAAGGACUCACUUUCAUCUGCUGGACUCGUGAUUUGAGAUCAAUGAAGUAUGAUCAAGAGCAGGUAGAGAUCAACUGUUCUGUAGAUAAAGAGAAGACAAAACAUUCCUCUUGUGUGUAAAGUGUAAACCAUUCAAUUAUUGUUUAAAAAUAGGAGGAACAAAUCAUUUGUUGAGCUCAAAGCCUACAGAGUUUUUGUAUCUUUCCCUAGUUAUGCCUUUUGAUACAUAGUGACAGUAUACACGUAAUAACAAAAGAUCAAAUUUGGUUGCU